This is a messenger RNA of Vespula vulgaris, 728 nucleotides long. RefSeq names its product protein kish-A (gene ksh). The transcript has 4 exons. Lineage: Eukaryota; Metazoa; Arthropoda; Insecta; Hymenoptera; Vespidae. Gene Ontology annotation, biological process: intracellular transport; protein secretion. The record is from RefSeq and is a predicted model, not a curated record. Bases 269 to 493 code for a protein of 74 amino acids.
CACAAAAGUAUCUAAGCUAAAAUUCAAACAUAGAUGUGUGUACGUGCAUGCAUGUGUGUGAUGUGUAUGCAUAUAUGCGUUGUAACAUGAAAAAAGUGUCUUAUACUUUGAUUAGAAAGGCUACAUUUCACAAAUAUAAGUAAUCUGGGUGGUUUUGUUGAUAAGCCUGCAAAGUUGACACGAUAUUUUGCAUUUAAAUCGGAGAACGUCACUCCUUUUGCUAUCUUCAACAUUCGGAUGUUAAUGAGUCGUCUAUUUUUCCAUCAUAAUGUCUGCGAUAUUUAAUUUUCAGAGUCUGGUUUGCGUCAUACUUCUGUUAAUAUGUACCUGUACUUACAUCAGAUCUAUUGCUCCAAGUUUUUUAGAUAAUCGUUUAGGAAAAGUUGGGUUCCUUGGUUUGUUUUGGAAAUCUGCACGAAUUGGUGAACGGAAAAGUCCUUACGUGGCAUUAAGUUGUCUUUUUAUGGCAUUUAGUAUCUUAUUUUGGACUUAGAAUAGCAACUUUUUCAAGAAAUUUUUAUAGAUUUGUACAAAGAUAUUUUGGAAUGAAAUAUGGAAAUGUUUAUAACAUUUAAUAAGGUGUGAAUGACACAGUAGAAACAAGGAAUGUAUGACAGACGCGCAUGUUUAAUAUUUCUUUGAUGAUAAAAACAAUACAAAAAAACAAAAAAAGAAAAAUAUAUUUCUUUGAGGCCAACUGUAAUAUAUAAAGCAAUAAUCAUUUCUAA